AUGGCUGGGUACGGAGUGAAUUGGAAGUACGUCCUCGGGGGCGUCCUUGGAGCGGCUGCAAUCCUGACCAUCGGGAUCUUGCUCGGCCACUAUGCAAUCCCACAAAACGAAGAAGCGCCUGGCUGGCUUCACAGCCUCUCCAGAGACCUGGACCCAGCUCUGCUGGAAGAUUUCAUGAACCAGGUGGACGCCGGACGCAUCCGAGAGAAUCUCAAGAACCUGUCUUCUCAGCCCCACAUGGCUACCACGAAGGGGGACGAAGACCUGGUGAAACUGAUGUUGAAUCGGUGGCAAGACCCUGCCUUUGGGCUGGACAACGUCACGGAGGUCCGGUAUGACGUCUUCCUCUCGUUCCCUGACCCAACAAAACCAAACAGCGUGGCUGUGGUGUUGCAAAACGGCACCGAGGCCUUUGUCUCCCAGGAAACGGAGGAAAGCCUCACCCCGGACCAGGCCAACAAGGACAUGGUGAAACCCUACGCGGCGUACGCACCCCCUGGGAACCCCAAGGGAAAACUGGUCUAUGCUAACCAAGGCAAAAUGAGUGACUACGAAUACCUGAUAAAACAGAAUAUUGAUCUCAAUGGCACGAUAGCCAUAACUCGCUAUGGAGGGGCUGGCCGUGCCGCCAAGGCCAUCAACGGGGCCCAAUUUGGCGUAAUUGGAGUGGUGGUGUACACCGACCCAGCAGAUAUAAACGAUGGCAAAUCUUCGGCAGAGGACACCUACCCCAAUUCGUGGUACAUGCCAUCCUCAGCCGUGGAGAGGGGUUCUUACAAUGGUUAUUUCGGAGACGCAUUGACACCUUAUUAUCCGGCCAAAGAUUUCACGUAUAGGAUUCCAGAGGACCAGAUUACAGGAAUUCCUCCGAUCCCCACCCAACCCAUUGGCUUUGGAGAUGCCAGAAACCUAAUCUGUAACCUGGAUGGUCCUAUAGCCGCGGACGCUUGGCAAGGGUCAUUGGGUUGUGUCUACCACCUUGGACCAGGAUUCCAGCAAAAUGGCUCCUUCUCUAAUACCAGCGAUGUCCAGGUGAACGUUUAUAACCAGAGGCAGAUCAAAGCGUCUUCCAAUGUGAUGGGGCUGAUACGAGGAAGCGUCGAACCUGACCGGUACGUCCUAUAUGGUAACCACCGGGACAGCUGGGUCCAUGGAGCUAUUGAUCCCAGCAGCGGGACGGCUGUCAUGCUGGAGGUCACUCGGGUUUUGGGCAAGAUGGUGAGGGAAGGGAAGUGGCGCCCACGAAGGUCCAUUAUUUUCGGCAGCUGGGGCGCUGAGGAAUUCGGUCUCAUCGGUUCUACCGAGUACACAGAGGAAUUUUACAGCAAACUACAAGAGCGCAGCGUGGCUUACAUCAAUGUGGACAUUGCAGUCUUUGCCAAUGCUACCUUGAGGGCGCAAGCCACACCGCCUGCUCAAAGUGUUAUUUUUGCAGCUACUCAGCAGGUCAAGACGCCAGCAGAUACGUCCGUGUCCGUCUAUGAAAACUGGAAACGCCACUUCAACCGAAGCAGCCCGAACUAUGGAAGCAUCCCCAGUUUAGGGGCUCUGGGUGCUGGCAGCGAUUUCGCCCCAUUUAUUCAUUACUUGGGCAUCACGUCCAUGGACAUUGCUUACACCUACGAUCGGAGCAAGACUUCUGCACGCAUCUAUCCUGCCUACCACACAGCCUUUGAUACUUUCGACUAUGCGGAUAAAUUCAUUGAUCCAGGUUUCACCAGCCACCAGGCUGUGGCACGGACCGCUGGCAACGUCUUGCUGCGCUUGGCAGAUUCCUUAAUUCUCCCGCUCAACGUCAGCGACUACGGAGAACUGCUGCAAGAAAUGUACCGCACUGCCGAGCAGGCGUUCCAGGCAACCCUGACCAAUCAAAGCAUCUCGCUUGUCCCACUCUCGAAUGCAAUUGCACACUUCCAGUUGGCUGCUGCCAGUCUUAACCAACGCGUCAAAAGCCUGCAGAAAGAAGAAUCUCCCAGCCCCCUCCAUGUGCGGGCUGUGAACGACCAGCUGAUGCUGCUCGAAAGGGCGUUCUUGAACCCCAGGGCUUUCCCCGAGAAGUAUUACUACAGCCAUGUCCUCCUGGCCUCCAAGACGUCCUCUGUUGCUACCUUCCCAGGCCUUGCCGAUGCGUUUGAAAGCGCCAAAGAGCUGGGCGUGUGGGACGUCGUCCGCAAACACCUGACGAUCGUUGUCCAAGCUAUCGAGAACGCUGCAUUCGUCAUGGAGCCCGUAGCUGGAUAA
Messenger RNA from Elgaria multicarinata webbii, 2241 nucleotides. It is a transcript of the gene NAALADL1, whose product is annotated as N-acetylated alpha-linked acidic dipeptidase like 1. The transcript has 19 exons. Lineage: Eukaryota; Metazoa; Chordata; Lepidosauria; Squamata; Anguidae. Bases 1 to 2241 code for a protein of 746 amino acids. Gene Ontology annotation, molecular function: carboxypeptidase activity. The record is from RefSeq and is a predicted model, not a curated record.